Molecule: messenger RNA, 1531 nt
Organism: Moneuplotes crassus
Lineage: Eukaryota; Ciliophora; Spirotrichea; Euplotida; Euplotidae
Source: the annotation of a GenBank genome assembly
CUCACUAAUUUCUUCAGUCAAUAUGUGUUCAAAUGCUUCCAGGUUGAUGACACAAGCAGUGAAGAUUGCAAAGAAACUGAUUGUAAAUACCCUAUCGAGGGGAAUAAAUCAGACUAUCCGCUAUAAACAAUCUGAAGGAAGCUAGUUAUGAAUACAACAGAAAUCCCGUUUCAAAUGAUUUUAGCAUCUCUAAGUCACGGGCUUGACACAAACCAGGGCCAUCCUUUGCUACUGAUUUAGAAAUGAUUUGAAGGCAUAAUCAUUCGUCUUCUCAGAGCAUGAUUAAUGACGAUGAUCACCACCCUGAGAUUAAUGAAAUUAUACCUUAUCAAUCACAUGUAAAUUUCCACCCUGCAAAAGCUCUAAGUUCACCUAAAGUUUACCUCGAAAAAGCAAAGGACCACUACUUGCUUAAAUCUGGAAGGAGGCUAUUGUCUACAAAAUAACAAGGCAGUCAGAACAAAUUUCUCAAAGAUUGCCUUAGUCAGUUACCCUGGGUCUGGAGAGGCCUUCCUUAGAGAAAGUCUUGAAGAAACCACUAAAAUUUUUACAGCUGACGAUGCAGAGCAUGAGUAUAAGAUGAGCCCUAAAAUUAGCAAUGCUUGGAUAAUUAACACCCAUUUCCCGCUCCAAAAAGCUCAGAAGUUUAAAGCAAAGAAGGCGAUUGUUCUAAUAUAAGAGAUCCAUUGGAAACAAUUGUCGAAAGCAAAAAGAAGGUAUUUCUGUCAGAUAUCAACUCACAAGCCUCAGUCAGGUUAGAAAAAUUUGAGAGCAGUGACUCCCUUGAUGCCAAGAAGUUAGAAAAAUGGGCUAGAUUUUAUGAAUAUUGGAUAGACCCGAAACGGGAAUGCUUAACAUAUUUUGUGAAAUAUUCAGAUUUAGUUAAGGACCUCCCGAAAGUGAUGAAAGAUUUAUGAUGAUUUUUGAUUGGGUGACAGAAGAAGGAUCUAAAAGGAAGUGUACUUGAAAAGUUAUGAAACUCAAAAAUAAUCCACGCCUCCAGACACCUCACCCCUCCUUCCUGCUCUCUCUCCUACUCGACCAACGCACAUCUCCUAUCCACACCGGGAAUUACCAAAAUCCUCAAUUUCACUGGUCGCUUACAUCCCAGAAUCGUUCUUCCUCUCCGUAUGUCCUUCUGUCCAAACCCUUGCUCUGAUGCAGAAAUCCUACAAGAAUCCGCAGCUUCAGCUGCGGUUAGAACUUCAGUACAAGGUACACAUUGAAACAACCGGGUUUAGGACCUGAAACAGAACUGAUAACUCCAGGGCUUCCAAAAUUAGCUACUCAAAAUACGAAUUAUCGUUAGAUGAAGAAGAAAGAGAGGAACAGAAUCCAACGAUAGACCAACGCAACCAGUUUUGCUAUUUUCAAGCGAUUGAGAAGGAACCGAAAGAGAUGGAAUAUAUGCUCCUGAAUAAAGAAAAAGAUGUCAAGAUGUUCCUUCGGAAUCGGAUUAAACAAUUUGAGUAAUCUAUCAGUUGCCUUGAAACUCGAAUUUAAUUUAGAAACUCUUUGAUGCAAUGUUCAA